Messenger RNA from Sardina pilchardus (European sardine), 4520 nucleotides. It is a transcript of the gene nab1b, whose product is annotated as NGFI-A binding protein 1b (EGR1 binding protein 1). The record is from RefSeq and is a predicted model, not a curated record. The transcript has 9 exons. NCBI's taxonomy places the organism in Eukaryota, Metazoa, Chordata, Actinopteri, Clupeiformes, Clupeidae. Bases 365 to 1981 code for a protein of 538 amino acids. Gene Ontology annotation, biological process: negative regulation of DNA-templated transcription. Gene Ontology annotation, cellular component: nucleus. Gene Ontology annotation, molecular function: transcription factor binding; transcription coregulator activity.
AUGUAGCAAGCGCGGAAUAUCCCAAUUCUAGCAGUAGGGGAGGAAACGGCGAAGAGUCAUUUACAGGUUCUUAGUAUUAAGUCUAAAGACAAUUUCGUUCGACUGUAAGGAGUCUCCGGCGACUCAAUGGCCAACAGCGGAACAACGUCUGCAUGAGCGCCGCCCGUUGAUUUGUCAAGGUUGCGCGCGUGGUUCACAUCAUCUCCCCUUCUAUCAGGACGCGUAAGAAAGCGUCACUUGAACUGACAGGACAAUAAUCUUCAACUUGUGACUUGACACCCGACAGAACUAUUUGAACUCACUUAAAAACAAGGAGUCUGACAACAGAAAUCGCUGAUGAGGGACCGUUCCAGGGCAGAGACAAAUGGAGCCUGUGCAGAGAGACGGCCCACCUACGGCCAGAGCAGAGGUGGAGUGUGGUAUGGCGGCGACUUUACCCAGGACUCUCGGGGAGUUGCAGCUCUACCGCAUCCUGCAGCGGGCCAACCUGCUGUGCUACUACGACGCCUUCAUCCAGCAGGGCGGCGACGACGUGCAGCAGCUGUGCGAGGCGGGCGAGGAGGAGUUCCUGGAGAUCAUGGCGCUGGUGGGCAUGGCCAGCAAGCCGCUGCACGUGCGGCGCCUGCAGAAGGCGCUGCGCGACUGGGUGACCAACCCGGCGCUCUUCAACCAGCCGCUGGCCACGCUGCCCGUCUCCAGCAUCCCCGUCUACAAGCUGCCCGAGGGCUCCUCGCCGAGCCCGCUCCCGAUGGCGCCGCGCGGCGCCGGCGAGCCCCACGUCAAGACGCCCAAGUGUGGCGCGGCCGCGGCCGCCAGCGGCGAGGCCGGCAAGGGCGGACAGGAAGCCGGUAACGGCAGCUCGGGCGCCACCACGGCGUCCCCGCUCCAGAGCGGCGCCGAGCCCCGGUUCUGGGUCGGCCACUUCGGCGGCGGCGGCAGCAUCAUCAGCGGCGGCGGCGGCGCCGAGAGCGAGCAGAGCCUGUCGCCGGCCGAGCUCGGGUCGCCGUCGUCGCCGCGCGACGGAGGCCUGGAGGCGCUGGACGCGGCGGCGGUCCAGUCGGUGACGGAGUGCGUGGAGCGCAUGGCGUCGGGCCUGCAGCCGCGCGGCGACCCCGCCGAGGUCAAGGAGCAGCUGAAGGGCAACAAGAAGCUGGCCAAGAUGAUCGGGCACAUCUUCGACAUGCCCGAGGAGGACCCGCGCCGGGAGGAGGAGAUCCGCAAGUACAGCGCCAUCUACGGACGCUUCGACUCCAAGAGGAAGGACGGCAAGCACCUGACGCUUCACGAGCUGACCGUGAACGAGGCGGCCGCCCAGCUCUGCAUGAAGGACGUGGCCCUGCUGACCCGUCGAGACGAGCUCUUCGGCCUGGCGCGCCAGAUCUCCCGCGAGGUCACCUACAAGUACACCUACAGGACCAGCAAAUCUCGCUGUGGAGAUGAGCCCUCUCCAAAGAGGAUCAAAACAGAGGAGGGCUUCUUUGACCUGCAGGAGGCGCUGCAGGCCAUCUACAUGCGGCAGGAGACGCUGCGGGAGCAGCUGGCCCACGCCCGGUCCAAGGGCGAGGAGACGGCCACGCGCAGCAUCCAGAUGCAGCUGGAGCGCCUGGUGGCAAAGCAGAUGGAGAUUCUGCACGACGCGGCGGCCCAGGACCGCCUGCAGGCGCUGGACUGGAGGAUCCCCGCCGCCGCCUUCAAGCACGCCGCCGCCGCCGAGCGACAGGCCACCAACGGGGUCGCCGCCGCCGACAAGAGCGCCGAGCAGACAGGCGAGAGGCCACUGAAUCUGCGGGUUGCCAGCCAGAGGACUGAGGGCGAGACACCAUUGGGCAAGCAGCUGGCCAAUGAACUGAAGAGACAUCACGCCAACACAGAGAGCAAGACAGCUGCCACAGAGAACGGCAAUGGCACAGAUCAUUCCUCACACGCACUCAACCUUUCUGAGAAAAAGACCAUUAAAUCGGAACCAGAGGACUCCAGAUAGCAUCCUCAACCCCCCCUCCCCAACCCCACCCCCCACCCCACCCCCUCUUGUGUACCUUGCUCCUAAUGAACUCUGUUGUGUGUUUGUGAAUACUAAAAGAGCACAGCUACAGUAGAGCCUUAACAACCAACGUUGCCUCAGAAGAACGUGAUUUUUUUUCUUUUCUUUUUUUUCCACCAAAGUACCUAGAGACCUUAUUUUGUCACCGUAGUAAAUUCAGUGUUUUUUGUACGAUCACUGACUUGUAUUAUCAUUGACUGCAUUGUCCUCCCUCAUUUGCUUUCUCUCUCUAUCAUCUCUCUCUCUUUCAUCCUCUCUCUCUCUAUCUCUCUCUAUCUCUCUCUCACCUCUAGUCUCCUUCGCAAUUGUCCCUUCUGUACUGUAUAUAUCUGAUCCUAUAUGCUAAACUGUUUGUUGUAUAUGAUGUUAUUUAAAACAAUGUCUUGUGUAGGUAUGAAUAUUUGUAUCUAAAAUGUAUUUUCACUGAGACCAAGGGCUUCAGUGUCAUCGUUUGACUGUUUUUGUGCACACAUCAAUCAGUCGGGAUCCAUUUAUAAUGUGCUUUCUGUCCAUGGGGCGUUCUCAAACGUACUUUACAAAAUAAGCAUGUGCAGCCCAGGUACUCGAACUGAAAGCACUAAUCUAUGUACAUUUCCUGUGGUACCCUUAUUUAAUUGACACAUGUUUUCAACUGAUGGGAGAUUUGCAGUGAAGAAUAGGAUUAUGGGAAGGCACAACAGAGGUCAGCAAAAAAUGCAACAAACACAGCUGAACAAACACAGGCUUUAUGUAGGUGAGGUUCCUCUUCAACUAAGCUUAUUGUAUGUCAGUUGUGAUGUCUGUGUGUUUCAUAUAGGUUACGGGCAGUGUAGAGUGCCGCCAUCUUAUCAUUGCCGAUGUGAAUUUUUCCCAUGAAGCUGUUCUGAUAUGUGUAGGGAUUCUUCAGAAAACAAACAGAAAAAAAAUCAACAAAAAUAUACGAGAUGUAAAUAGUCAGAUAAAAUCCAUGACAGUAAUAACUUUAUUAGGAAAUGCAGGGUGCUUUGAUUGCGUUGUUCCACAUCUUAUCUAUCAUAACCCGUUGUAAUACUCAGUGUAGUAGAGCAAUACACAGUAGCUGCCAUUUAGCAACCCUGUGAAAGUGUCUAGUUGUCCCAAAUUUGAUGAGCAUUCGGAAUAUCCAUUAUAGAGUAUUUUUUACCCUGUUUACUGGUGUAGCCAUAUAGUCUUAGUUUCCAAACCAAUGUUCAAAAUAUGACUUGUAACUGAUAUGCACUAGUGUUGUUAUCCUCAGUACAGUAUGAGCUCAGAAAAAAAGCACUCAACAUUUCUCGUUUUCUUUUUUUUGUUUUUUUUCCCCAAAAACAAAAAGUGAAUGCGUACAUCUCUACUGCAGCAUAUCUUUGUAGGAGUUGUCUAUGUUCAGUAUAUCCAUCACACGUGCUGUGACUGGUGGGAAGUAGUGAAUAAUGAUAUAUCAGGGUUCUGUAGUUCUCUCGAUCAUGUGUAUUGAACCGGCCAAGCUGUCAUGUAAACUGUAUGGUGUGUUCUGUGUAAGAUGGCCCUUGCCUCAGUCCGCAGUCCAGCAUCAUGGAGUUGGGCAGCUGGCAUCCUAAUGGACGCUGUAUGGCCGAAAGCCCAGCUUUGUUCAUUGUUGGAUUGUCAAGAACUGAAGCGUGUGAACAUCUUCGCUCCUAGAUUACUUGCUCGCUUUGACUUCUGGCACAACCUAGGUUGAAACUUGUAAACGCUAAAUACCUCCUGUCAGGAACUGGGACAAGCGCAUCGGUCCUGUUCAUGUGCAGUAUUUUGAUGAGAAAAGGGGAGAAUUUUGCCUGUUGUUGUUUAUUUUUUGGGAAUACCCUUUUAAGUAUGCAAAUUUCUGUUCAUUUAAGUGCCAAAAAUCAUAACGUUUGAAUACAGGGAAACAGGGACUAAACAGUUUCAGAAAACAGCAGAUAAGUUUUUAAAAGUUACAAACAAAAAAAACUAUACUGUAUGAUGCAACACUGAUGUUGGUCCAGGGUAAACAUCUUAAAAGUUCCAGUGAUUUCAUUUGAAUGGUUUUGAUUUGUAUUUCGUUCAAUGUAUUUACUUGGUGACAAUCUUAAAAAUGACUGCAGCUCCAAACCAGCGGAACAUGCUGAGAAAUAAUCAUCUGGAAAAUGUCAGUGACGCAAAUUGCCCCAUAGUGGAAGACGAGAAAGUCAAAAACAAACCUUCACCUUUACAGAAGGAUUUUUAUCUGGACUGCCUUUGUUCAGUGUUAUUGUCCCACACACUUUCUCAGAGAAAAAAAAAACAGUCCACUUUUUUCUGUCUGUGAUUGCUUUGUAGUGUAGAGGGAUGCAUCUUGAUGUGGGAUAAGACUGCGUACAUGUCAGUAGACUUUGUCCUUAUCACUGUUGUUAGUGUUUAGGAGAACACAUUUAGUUUUAUGCGUAUACCCAUGAUCCAAUUUGUUUCAUUUUUGUAAACACUAAUAUAUUUAAUUUGUUAUACAGCACAUGGACAUUAAACUCUAUUUUUUGAGAUCUAA